Manihot esculenta (cassava) is the source of this 1747-nucleotide messenger RNA. RefSeq lists its product as uncharacterized. Bases 22 to 1179 code for a protein of 385 amino acids. Gene Ontology annotation, molecular function: oxidoreductase activity. The record is from RefSeq and is a predicted model, not a curated record. Lineage: Eukaryota; Viridiplantae; Streptophyta; Magnoliopsida; Malpighiales; Euphorbiaceae. The transcript has 12 exons.
AGAGAGUAUUUGGAGUGAAGAAUGAGGAGUGCAGUGAUUGGAGGUGGGAUUAGUGGGCUGGUUUCAGCUUAUGCUCUUGCAAAAGCUGGAGUUGAUGUUGUGUUUUAUGAGAAAGAUGACUCCCUUGGUGGCCAUUCCAAGACUGUCACCUUUCAUGGCCUCCAAUUGGACAUGGGUUUCACUUCCUUCAAUCGCGUAACAUAUCCAAAUUUGGUGGAGUUUUUUGAGAGCCUUGGAGUGGAAAUGGAGUUGACUGAUUUGUCAUUCUCAGUUAGCUUGGACCAGGGCAAGGGCUAUGAAUGGGGUACCAGAAAUCACCUGUCGGGUUUGUUUGCACAGAAGACAAAUCUUGUCGAUCCACGCUUCUUGCGGAUGCUUGAAGAACUUGCCAAGUUUAAGGAUGAUGUCCUCAGUUAUCUUGAGAUGCUCGAAAACAACCCUGACAUUGAUCGGAAUGAAACGUUGGGGAGUUUUAUAGAGUCCGGGGAUUACUCUGAUGUAUUUAAGAAAGCUUAUCUUAUUCCAUUGUGCAGUUCAAUAUGGUCCUGCUGCCCAGAAAAAGUUAUGAGCUUUUCAGCUUAUUCUGUACUCUCAUUUUGCAGUAAUCACCAUUUACUUCAGUUCACUGGCGGCCCGCAGUGGCUUACCGUCAGAGGGCGGUCCCAUACUUACGUCAACAAGGUUAGAGAAAGGCUUGAAAGCUGGGGCUGUCAAAUCAGAACAGGCUGUAAGGUAGUCUCGGUUUCCACUGAUGAUAAGGGUUGCAGAGUAAUCUGCAGCGAUGGUUCUGAAGAAAUGUUCAAUGGGUGUAUAAUAGCAGCUCAUGCCCCGGAUGCUUUGAAGAUGUUAGGAGAGCAAGCAACAAUUGAUGAAAAAAGAAUACUUGGUGCUUUCCAGUAUGAAUCCAGUGAUAUCUUCCUUCACCGUGACAAAAAAUUUAUUCCCCAGAACCCAGCAGCAUGGAGUGCAUGGAAUUUCCUGGGUAGUAAUGACAACAAAGUAUGCCUAACAUACUGGCUGAAUGUGCUUCAGAACCUUGGUGAUACUGGUCUACCCUUCUUUGUGACGCUGAAUCCAGAUUAUACACCAGAACACACGCUAGUAAAGUGGACAACUAGCCAUAUAAUCCCAUCUGUAGCUGCAGAUUUCUUGAACAUUAUAUCUCUACUGGCUCUUUGACUUUAUUGGAGGAUGGAGGCAAAGUUCUUACCUUUGAGGGAAUGCCAAAGAAGGGUUUUCCCAAAGUAGUUCUGAAAGUUCAGAAUCCCCAGUUUUACUGGAAGAUAAUGACACAGGCUGAUUUAGGCCUUGCGGAUGCAUAUAGCAAUGGCGAUUUUUCCUUUGUUGACAAAGAUGCAGGUCUUAAAAAUCUUUUAAUGGUUCUCAAUGCCAAUAGUGAUAAGUGUAAGCAUGCAUCAAGAUCGACUAAGAAAAAGCUCCACGGACUAUCUCCCUUCAUCGUGACCUGAAGGGUCACAUCGCCACCUCCUGAAGCUCCAUAAACUUUCUGAAGGCUGUUGGAAUUAUGGUGCUUCAUCAAGCUUCGAUGCCACCGACUUCACCUGUGGCCAUUAUCGUUUGGGUUGCCAAGUGUGCUGUGUACUAGUGAAAGACUGUGCGUCCGUGUGUGUGUGUGUUAUAAAAGGGAGAAGAAAUAAGUGUGCGCUAUGGGGGUCGUGAGAUUCAUCAUUGUAAGACUUCAGUUUAGUCCUUGCCAAUAAAAAUUUUCUUCUCUCAAGUCUUUUUC